Messenger RNA from Quercus robur (English oak), 1782 nucleotides. RefSeq lists its product as uncharacterized. The coding region runs from base 368 to 1420 and encodes 350 amino acids. NCBI's taxonomy places the organism in Eukaryota, Viridiplantae, Streptophyta, Magnoliopsida, Fagales, Fagaceae. Gene Ontology annotation, biological process: spliceosomal snRNP assembly. The transcript is spliced from 8 exons. Gene Ontology annotation, cellular component: SMN complex. The record is from RefSeq and is a predicted model, not a curated record. Gene Ontology annotation, molecular function: protein binding; RNA binding.
CCUUUGCGCUUAGCCCUUCUUACACUUUGCUCUGUUCUCUAACAAAUAGUAUUUUAUAUAUUAGAAUUUUUCAAUUUUUGUUUUAUCUUUCUUAACUUUUCAUAUCCCAAAUAUCUAUUUUACUUGUAAUCAUAUAUCAGAGCCAUUGUUGAGGGUUAGGAGGUGUGGAUUAAUUCCCACCUGUGUUCAAAAUACCGCCAUUUCUCUCUCGCACCAAUUUCCUGUAGAUUUUUUAGGGUUAGGGUUUCCAAUAUAUAUAUUUUAAAAUUUAUAUUACAGAUCACACAAAAAACCCGUAAAUUAAAAAAAAAAAAAAAAAAAAACUGUUAGUAAUUAGGUUUUGUUGGUAUUGUUGUUAUUGUAAGUGAUGGAAAAGAAAAGGGUGGCUGUUCCGCUGGUUUGCCAUGGCCAUUCUCGGCCGGUAGUGGAUCUGUUUUACAGUCCAGUUACUCCAGAUGGGUUUUUCCUCAUCAGUGCAAGCAAGGAUUCUAAUCCAAUGCUCAGAAAUGGAGAGACCGGAGAUUGGAUUGGGACAUUUGAAGGACAUAAGGGUGCAGUGUGGAGUUGCUGCUUGGAUACUAAUGCUUUACGUGCUGCUACUGGUUCUGCAGACUUUACUGCGAAAGUGUGGGAUGCAUUAACAGGCGAUGAGUUGCACUCUUUUGAACACAAGCACAUUGUUCGAGCCUGCGCUUUUUCUGAGGACACACACCUUUUACUCACUGGGGGAAUAGAGAAAAUCCUUCGUAUAUAUGAUUUAAAUCGUCCAGAUGCACCUCCAAGAGAAGUUGAUAAGUCUCCUGGUUCAGUCAGAACUGUUGAAUGGCUUCAUAGUGAUCAGACAAUUUUAAGUUCUUGUACUGAUAUGGGGGGUGUAAGAUUAUGGGAUGUAAGAAGUGGUAAAAUAGUCCAAACACUUGAGACCAAGUCAUCUGUGACCAGUGCUGAAGUGAGUCAAGAUGGUCGCUAUAUCACGACUGCUGAUGGUUCUACUGUUAAGUUCUGGGAUGCAAACUACUUUGGGUUAGUGAAAAGCUACAACAUGCCGUGCACAGUAGAAUCAGCUUCAUUGGAACCAAAGUAUGGGAAUAAGUUUAUUGCUGGAGGAGAAGAUAUGUGGAUUCGUGUAUUUGAUUUUCAUACUGGUGACGAGAUUGCAUGCAAUAAGGGUCACCAUGGUCCUGUACACUGUGUGCGUUUCUCACCAGGAGGAGAGUCAUAUGCCUCUGGGUCUGAGGAUGGAACCAUCAGAAUAUGGCAGACAGGCCCUCUGACUCAUGAUGACACUGAGACACUCACAGCAAAUGGAUCGACUGGAAAGGUGAAGGUAACUGCAGAAGAGGUUUCACGCAAGAUUGAAGGAUUCCACAUUGCAGAUGAGGGAAAGUCCAUAGAGAAGGAAGAGGCAGUGAAUGAGUGACACGGCCAAUUAAUGCUGCAUUACAUAGAGAUAUGGAUCAGACCAGAUGAACAGCUUUCUUGCCAGAUCUGCACUCUUUUGUUUUUUGUGUUAUGGUAGUAUGUAUAAUGGAAGACUGCUGAUCAGGUGGUGUUGAGCCCUAUCUCCAUCCGGACAGCCUUAUUCUGGAAAUCUUUUGAAAUCAAUAGAAAACAGACAGUGAUAAAAGUAAAGGAUUGUGGCCAGUGAUUUAUUUUAAUUUUCCAAUCUCUGUUUCAUUAACCAGAUCCUGGUUAAUGCAUCACCAAGUCUUCUAGAUUGAUUGGGCACAUAUGCUAGCACUGGUUUUGAUAUGGCUAUUGGUUUUGAAAAUUAACAGCCAA